AUGAACAUUGUUUUUGGACAGCUCGUUGGCGAUUUCAAUGGCUACUUUCUUCCCAAUACCACUGUCACGGAAAGUCAGUUCAAAGCAUCUGUCAACAGGAAUUCACUGUAUCUUGUUUAUCUGUUUAUUGGUAAAUUUGUGCUUACCUACGUCUCGAUGUUCUGCUUUCGGACGACCGGGCUUCGAAUUUCUGCGAACCUGCGACUGGCUUACGUCCGAUCACUGUUUUCGCAACCAGUUAGGAGGAUUGAUGAAACAUCAGCAGGCAUCAUUGCGAAUACUGUUACCUCAUCCGCAAACACUAUUCAAUUGAGCAUCUCAGACAAGCUGCACUCACUUUUCUCGUCAUUGUCCCUCACGAUCGCUGCCUAUGUCAUCGCAUUCAAAUAUUCAUGGGCUCUUACAUUGGUAACGAGCUCAGCGAUAUUGUUUGUGCUCAUUGUUUACAGCAUCACGACGCCUAUAAUCAUCAAACUCGUGCAGCAGAUUGAGAAAGCAGAUGCAUCAGCCGCGUCAAUAGCAGGAGAAGUAUUUAGCUCGAUUCGAACUGCAUUCUCUCUGGGAGCAGAAGCCCAAUUGAAGGAAAAGUACUUUGCAAGUGUCGAGGUCUCUCGCGAGAAGAGUCUGAAAACAUCUCUUCACCUUGGGCUACAGCUUGCGCCAAUAUUUCUCGCCAUGUAUUCAAGCUUUGCCCUUGCAUUUUGGUUCGGCAUCAAGCUCUUUCGCGAUGGCCAUAUCAGCAGCGUGUCCACUGUUGUUACCGUUUUCUUUUCCGUUCUAUUGGUGGUGGCUAUCUUGGGUACUUUGGCUGCUCCAAUCAUGAACAUAACGAAGGCGAUUAGCGUGUCAGGCACAUUCUUUUCUAUGAUCGACGCCGAUUCUGUUUCAUACGAUGGCUUGGAUGAGGCCGAAGUAUCUGCACAUGAAGAUAUCGAGUUCAAAAAUGUCUUCUUCGCCUACCCCACUCGCGCAAAUGUCCAGAUACUGAAAAACUUCGACGCACGCUUCCUGAAGGGCAAAACAAAUGCGUUAGUUGGCCCGUCAGGCUCAGGCAAAAGUACGAUCGUGGCCUUGCUGGAGCGCUGGUAUGAAAUCAUACUAAAUCAGGGCACAAUUUCGAUUGGAGGCGUUGAUAUCAGCGAUAUAAAACUCAAGUGGUGGAGGUCGCAGAUUGGUCUUGUACAGCAAGAACCAUUCCUCUUUAAUGACACCAUCUUCAAUAAUGUGGCAUUCGGCUUACUCGGCACUAAAUGGGAAGAUGCUGAUAUUGCUACCAAACGGGAAAAGGUUGAGAAGGCAUGCGAAGAAGCCUUUGCAGAUGAGUAUAUACGACAACUUCCAGAGGGAUAUAACACUAUGGUAGGCGAGAGUGGAAUCAAAUUGAGCGGUGGACAACGUCAACGUCUUGCAAUUGCAAGAAGUAUCAUCAGAGAGCCAGCCAUCCUCAUUCUUGACGAAGCUACUAGUUCGAUCGACGUUAGGGGCGAGAGGAUUGUCCAAAAGGCCCUAGAACGCGUGUCACAGAACCGAACAACGAUUGUCAUCGCCCACAGACUCUCGACCAUCCGCAAAGCAGACAAAAUCAUCGUGAUGCGAGAUGGUCGAAGUAUGGAAGAGGGAACCCACGAUCAAUUGUUGUCACUGCCAGACGGGAUAUAUGCAGGCCUUGUACAAGCGCAACAGCUCGAGAAUGAGUCUGCCCCCAAAGAUGACGAAGUGGACGAAGCCGACGACUUGGAUACUUUAGUGAGGAAGGGGACGAUAACGUCCUUAAAGCAGGGUGUCAGCGACGAAGCUUUCUCUUACAAAACAAGAGGCUUCUUCAGGUCUUUUGGACUUUUCCUUUACGAGCAACGACGCCAUUGGAAGCUCUAUUGUUUGGUCAUUCUUGCUGCUAUGGGAGCUGGAUCCGCAUUCUCCCUGCAGUCGUGGAUAUUCGCAAAACUCAUCGAAGUGUUCCAGUUCACGGGCGCAAGAUUGAAGGAACGAAGCGAAUUCUGGUCGCUAAUGUUCUUCGUUCUUGCUCUCGGUAUCUCGGCGUGUUAUUUCAGUUUGGGUUUUGCGUCUAAUCAUCUCGCAUCUAAUAUUUCGACAUAUUAUCGCCGAGACUAUUUCCAAAACAUGCUCUCAAAUCCUGUCUCCUUCUUCGACGAAGAAGAAAAUGCUUCAGGAGCGCUAAUGUCUCGGCUAUCCACAGACCCCAAACAGCUCCACGAACUAAUGGGCUUAAACGGGGUGUUCCCUCUGGUUUCGAUCUUCAACAUGACUGGUUGUAUUGCGAUAGCGUUCUCAUUCGGUUGGAAACUUACGCUCGUGACUUUCUUCUCCGCACUACCUGUCAUAUUUAUCGCCGCAUUCGUACGGGUUGGAUACGAGCUCAAGUUCGAAGAAUGGAAUGCGCAAGUGUUCGCCCAUAGCUCUCAGUUUGCCACUGAAGCCAUUGGCGCAUUUCGUACGGUGACCUCCUUGACCAUGGAGGAUUCUAUCAUCAACAAAUACUCUGAUCUCUUGCAAGCCCAGAUCCGAAAGGCCACGAAAAAGGCAUCAUAUGCGGCGCUCGUUUUCGCGUUGUCAGACAGUAUCGACCUUUGUGUCUUGGCCUUGACUUUCUGGUAUGGAGGCCAAUUACUGGCUUCUAAAGAGUACAACCCUGUUCAAUACUUCGUUGUAUAUAUUGCUAUCGUCCAGGGUGCACAAGGUGCCGGACAGUUCUUCAGCUUUGCACCCAAUAUUGCCCAGGCGUCUGCGGCUUGUAACCGUAUGUUGAAACUACGUGCUGAGGUCGGCUACAGAGUCAGGUGUAUGGUUACUGGCAAUGCUCUCGUACCAUCAGAUGUCAAGACAGGCGCAAAGAUCGAAUUUACCGAUGUUGCUUUCAAAUAUCCGACGCGCGAGAGCCCCAUCUAUCGCAAUCUGAACAUUUCAAUCGAAAGCGGCCAGUUCGUUGCCUUCGUCGGCCCCUCUGGCUGCGGUAAAACGACAGUGAUUUCGCUGCUGGAGCGAUUCUACGAACCUGUCUCCGGGUCCAUUCAGUUCAACGGCCAGAACGUCACUGGAAUCCAAAUAGCAUCCUACCGCAAAGCCCUGUCGCUGGUAUCACAAGAACCACGGCUAUUCGAUGGUACGAUCCGAGAAAAUCUCGUUCUCGGCCUCGACUCAGCCGAAAUCACGGAUGAGAUGAUCACCAGCGCCUGCAAGGAUGCCAGCAUACAUGACUUCAUAGUCUCGCUGCCGGAUGGCUACUCCACGUCGCUGGGUAUCAGCACUCAGACCGCACUGAGCGGGGGCCAGAAACAGCGCUUGUGUCUAGCGCGAGCACUCCUACGGAAUCCCCAGCUUCUCCUCCUGGACGAGGCGACUUCGAGCCUCGACUCGCAGUCGGAGAAGCUCGUGCAAGCGGCGAUCGAGCGCCUGGUCGGGCAUCGCAGCAUGACCGUCGUCGCGGUGGCACAUCGUCUGGCGACUAUCCAGAAAGCAGACGUCAUCUUCGUCUUUGGUGAGAGCGAGGUCGGCCGAGGCUCGCGGAUACUCGAGCAGGGCACGCACAAUGAGCUCUUGAGGAGGAGAGGCGCCUACUGGCAGAUGUGCCAAGAGCAGGCUCUCGACCGAUAA
Molecule: messenger RNA, 3612 nt
Organism: Exophiala aquamarina CBS 119918
Lineage: Eukaryota; Fungi; Ascomycota; Eurotiomycetes; Chaetothyriales; Herpotrichiellaceae
Exons: 9
Coding region: 1-3612 (1203 amino acids)
Biological process (GO): transmembrane transport
Cellular component (GO): membrane
Molecular function (GO): ABC-type transporter activity; ATP hydrolysis activity; ATP binding
Source: RefSeq, a predicted model, not a curated record